Cryphonectria parasitica EP155 is the source of this 1209-nucleotide messenger RNA. RefSeq lists its product as uncharacterized. NCBI's taxonomy places the organism in Eukaryota, Fungi, Ascomycota, Sordariomycetes, Diaporthales, Cryphonectriaceae. The transcript is spliced from 2 exons. The record is from RefSeq and is a predicted model, not a curated record. Bases 1 to 1209 code for a protein of 402 amino acids.
AUGCGGCAUCACGACGAGGAAGAGCAUGGUGGCGGAAAUAGGCACACAGGCAGGCGGAGGCCUGUUGCGUCGGAUUACUUUGACGACGUGAGAUCGAGCCAACAUCGACGCCGACACCGUUCUCGUUCUCGAGGCGCAGAGCGGGGCAGACGAGCAGGAGAAGUAGACGAGGCGCCGGACGACCGUCGCGAGCCCAAACGACGCAGGCGAGACGAUGACCACGACGAAGACAGGCCCCGACACCACAGACGGCAUCAUCACCAUCACAAGACCACUCCCUCCUCGGCGGUGGCGGCGGCAGUCCCAGCCGAGCUGCCCUUCGCGGCGAGACAGCUGUCGUACAAGCACGAUACCGAGGUCCUGCGGCCGCUGUUCGCAUACUACCUCGAUGUCCAGAAGAACCUGGACCUCGACGCACUGGACGUGCACGAGCAGAAGGGGCGAUGGAAGAGCUUCGUGAACAAGUGGAAUCGUGCGGAGCUGGCUGAAGGGUGGUACGACCCCGAGAUGUUUCAACGGAUCUCCAAGGAACUUGCUGCUUCUCCUCCGCCUGGCGAGCAGCCUGCCUCGUGGGAACGAGUGAACGACCUAGAGGAUGACUAUAGCCGUCGAGAUACCGCAGGACAAGAACAACAACAACAACAACAACAAGAACUCGAGGACGAGGGUGGCCAGGAGCAGGAUGACGAGGACGACUAUGGCCCGCCGCCGCCACCCGCCGACCGUCGUCGCCGGCACGGGCCAGGGCUCCCCUCGGUGUCGGACCUCGACCUACAGCGCGAGGCGGUCCUCGAGGCCCAACAGUCUCGGCUCUCAGACCUCCGCCUCGCGCGCAAGGCCGACCGCGUGGAGCAGAGGGAGCGUCUGGACGAGAUUCUGCCGCGGGCCGAGGCCGGGACGCGCGAGCGGCGGCUGGAGAAGAAGGCGCUGCUCAACGAGAAGAUGAAGGGAUUCCGGGACGGGGCGGCUGGCGGCGGGGAGAUGGAGGAGUUUGGGGACAGGGACCUGCUGGGCGGCGGGGACGGCAUCGAGGACUUCAAGAAGGCGGCGGCUGCGCAGCAGAGGAAGAAGACGGACAGGGAGCUCAGGAGGGAGGCGGAGGCCAGGGAGCGGAGGGAGGAGCGCGAGGAGAGGCUGCGGGAGUGGAGGGAGAGGGAGGCGGAGAAGCUCAAGAGCCUCAAGGAGCUGGCCAAGGCGAGGUUUGGGUAG